UUCCUGCAUGAGCUUUAUCUCAAACCCUUAAUAGGGUAAAGUCCAAUAAUCCAUCUACUACUUUUCAGUGGUUGUGGUGUUGCCAUUGAAUUUUCAUGUAAUGCCAUAUAUUAUAAUAUUCCUCAAUUGCCAAGACAAAAAAGGCUCUUUAGUUUUGUGAGAUACGUACACAAAUCUUCCAGCUCUUAUAUUCACUUCGCAUUCGGAACCACCAAAGCAAAACCUUCCUCAUGGAAUUUUAGGCGACCUUCAAAGGUUGUGAACUGAGUGUAGGUUGAAGUUUUGCCUCCUGCCACUCAUACAGCAUUUGGUGGUAUCGGUUGGACAGUAUCAAUCCCAUCAUGUCACCUAAGGCUCUUGACUACGAGACAUUGAAUGAAAAUGUUAAGAAGGUUCAAUAUGCUGUCAGAGGCGAGUUGUACCUUCGAGCUUCUGAGCUUCAGAAGGAAGGGAAGAAGAUCAUUUUCACAAACGUUGGCAACCCUCAUGCCCUAGGACAGAAGCCACUAACUUUCCCUCGCCAGGUGGUUGCUCUAUGCCAAGCUCCAUUUCUUCUAGAUGAUCCUAAUGUAGGACUCAUGUUCCCUGCAGAUGCGAUUGCAAGAGCUAAACAUUAUAUUUCAAUAACUUCGGGUGGUCUAGGUGCUUAUAGUGACUCACGAGGCCUUCCUGCAAUAAGGGAGGAAGUGGCUGAGUUCAUUGGGAGGCGCGACGGGUAUCCUAGUGAUCCAGAGCUUAUAUUUCUCACGGAUGGUGCCAGCAAAGGAGUAAUGCAGAUCUUGAACACUAUUAUCCGCGGUGAAGGGGAUGGGGUUUUGGUUCCAGUUCCACAAUAUCCGCUUUACUCAGCUGCAAUAGCUUUGUUUGGUGGUUCUCUUGUUCCAUAUUACCUUGAAGAGACGGCAAAUUGGGGUCUUGAUAUUAAGAACCUCCGUCAGUCAGUUGCAAAUGCUCGCUCUAGAGGAAUAACUGUACGAGCAAUGGUGAUUAUAAACCCUGGAAACCCUACUGGACAGUGUCUUAGUGAAGCUAAUUUGAAAGAAAUUUUACAAUUCUGUUUCCAAGAAAACUUAGUCUUGCUUGGGGAUGAAGUUUAUCAGCAGAACAUUUACCAGGAUGAGCGUCCCUUUCUUAGCUCUAGAAAGGUUUUAAUGGACAUGGGCCCACCCAUUAGCAAGGAGGUCCAGCUUGUUUCUUUUCACACUGUGUCCAAAGGAUACUGGGGUGAAUGUGGACAGCGAGGCGGAUAUUUUGAGAUGACUAACAUCCCUCCUAAGACUGUUGAUGAAAUCUAUAAGGUUGCAUCAGUAUCGCUCAGUCCAAACGUCCCCGGACAGAUAUUUAUGGGACUAAUGGUCAAUCCACCUAAACCUGGAGAUAUCUCAUAUGAGAGGUUUGUUAGAGAGAGCAAAGGUAUUCUGGAGUCACUGAGGAAGAGAGCACAAAUAAUGACUGAUGGAUUCAAUAGUUGUAGAAAUGUGGUUUGCAAUUUCACUGAAGGCGCCAUGUAUUCUUUCCCUCAAAUACGCUUGCCACCAAGAGCGAUAGAAACUGCAAAAAGAGCUGGAAAAGUUCCCGAUGUUUUCUAUUGUCUGAAACUAUUGGAAGCCACGGGCAUUUCCACAGUGCCAGGUUCAGGAUUUGGACAAAAAGAAGGGGUCUUCCACUUGAGGACUACCAUUUUACCGGCGGAGGAAGACAUGCCGGCAAUCAUGGCGAGUUUCAAGGAGUUCAAUGAUGAGUUUAUGGAGCAAUAUGAAGACUACAGAGGCUAUUCCAGAAUGUGAGGGAUGCUUUAAUUGCAUUAUCUGUAUAAUCCUCUUAACCAAGUGCAUGCUGUGUAAUGUAUGUAUGCUCUGACAUUCUCUCUCUCCCCCAUACAUUUGGUUUUCCAGUUUCUUAUUGACAAUCAAUCGUACCUGCACUUCUUUUUC
Cornus florida is the source of this 1934-nucleotide messenger RNA. RefSeq names its product glutamate--glyoxylate aminotransferase 2. Gene Ontology annotation, biological process: biosynthetic process; photorespiration. Lineage: Eukaryota; Viridiplantae; Streptophyta; Magnoliopsida; Cornales; Cornaceae. The transcript has 14 exons. The coding region runs from base 342 to 1787 and encodes 481 amino acids. The record is from RefSeq and is a predicted model, not a curated record. Gene Ontology annotation, molecular function: L-alanine:2-oxoglutarate transaminase activity; glycine:2-oxoglutarate transaminase activity; pyridoxal phosphate binding.